GGGCCGAUCGUGCGGGCGGAUGGAGGCCGGGGAGCCGUCUUAGCAGGCACGAUCUGGGCAGCUCGUGGGCGGAAGUGCGGGUUCGGCAGCCCGAUCCCAGCCGUCAAGGAAGCCACGGCGGGCCGCCCGGCGGGAAGCAGCUGCCGAGCCGUCUCCAGACCUCAGCCAGCGGGGCCCGGGCGCCGGCGAGAUGCCUCUGUUCAACAACAACCCGUUCGAGCAAGACGUGGAAAAAGCCACAAAUGAGUACAACACCACAGAAGAUUGGAGUCUUAUUAUGGACAUAUGUGACAAAGUUGGAAGCACUCCUAAUGGAGCAAAAGAUUGCCUAAAAGCUAUAAUGAAAAGGGUAAAUCAUAAAGUUCCUCAUGUUGCUCUACAGGCACUAACUCUUCUUGGGGCUUGUGUGGCAAACUGUGGAAAGAUAUUUCAUUUAGAAGUAUGUUCCCGUGAUUUUGCAACAGAAGUACGUGCUGUGAUAAAAAAUAAGGCUCAUCCUAAAGUAUGCGAAAAGCUGAAGUCUUUAAUGGUGGAAUGGUCAGAAGAAUUUCAGAAGGACCCUCAGUUUAGUCUAAUAGCUGCAACUAUUAAAUCUAUGAAGGAAGAAGGAAUUACUUUUCCUCCAGCAGGUUCUCAGACUUUAUCAGCCACUGCCAAGAAUGGUACGUCAUCAAGCAAAAACAAAGAAGAUGAAGACAUAGCUAAAGCUAUUGAAUUAUCAUUGCAAGAGCAGAAACAGCAAUAUACUGAGACAAAAUCCUUAUAUCCUACUGCCGAAAUUCCACUAAAUAAUAAGGUUGCACGGAUAGUGAGAGCUUUAUAUGAUUUUGAAGCUGUUGAGGACAAUGAGCUCACCUUUAAACGUGGAGAAAUUAUUAUUGUUUUGGAUGACAGCGAUGCCAAUUGGUGGAAAGGAGAGAAUCACAGAGGAACAGGACUCUUCCCAUCUAAUUUUGUAACAGCUAAUUUGUACCUUGAGACAGAGGCAGCAGCUGUGGACAAAUUGAAUGUAAUUGAUGAUGAUGAUGAGGAAACUGAGGAUUCAGAGGCUGAGUCCAUUUAUAUAGAUGAGGAUAAAAUGGAUAGAGCCCUACAAGUUCUCCAGAGUAUAGAUCCAACUGAUUCCAAGCCAGACUCUCAAGACCUCUUGGAGUUAGAAGAUAUCUGUCAACAGAUGGGUCCAAUAAUAGAUGAAAAACUUGAAGAGAUUGACAGGAAGCAUUCAGAACUGUCUGAGUUGAAUGUAAAAGUCUUAGAAGCCCUAGAACUGUAUAACAAGUUGGUGAACGAAGCCCCAGUCUAUUCUGUUUAUUCAAAGCUCCAUCCUUCAACACAUUACCCAUCUGUAUCAGCGGGGGUUCCAGUGCAGACAUAUCCAGUUCAAUCACAUGGUGGAAAUUAUAUGGGUCAGAGCACUCACCAAGUAAGCUAUGGCCUAGGACCAGAUCAUAUUGGUUCACUCAGAUCCCUUCCUCCACAUGUAAAUUCUUCAGUAACAAUCCAUCCUGCGCCAACUCCAUAUUUAAGCACUGGACAAGACACUGUUUCCAAUCCUGCUUACCUGAGCCUGAACUCUAAUCUUCAAUCAGUUACUGGUACAGCUGCUUACACACAGCAGAUGGGGAUGUCUGUGGACAUGUCAUCUUACCAGAAUACCGCUUCUAAUUUGCCACAGCGAGCAGGCUUUCCAGUGGCUGUGCCUGCUCAUUCAGUUGCACAGCAGCCCACAAGUUACCAUCAGCAGCCGCUCCUUUAGAGACACAAAAUCAUCUUCUUAAAAGUGAUCUUCAUAUGGGUAUUCACUCAGUCCUCGUAGGUCCAAUCUGAAAAUAUCAAAAAAGCUGUUCUCUCAACUCAAAAGGACCAUGAAUAAAUAAAGCACAAAAACCUGUCUUACUCUGAAGGGCAUAAAAGGUUUUUGGUUUUUUUUUUCAGCCCAGUUUAUUAAAAGUUAGCUUCUUUAAGAGGCAGUCUAAAGAUGCUUCCAUGGGCUGGGAGCAUGGCUUAAAGAGAGGACCUAUCUAGCAGGCAAGACACCCUGAUUACCACCAUAAUAAUAAAUAAAUUAAAUAAAUAAAUAAAGGAAAGAAGGAAAGAAAAACAUAUAUGCUUCCAGGUAGCUUUAUUUUCAAAUCUCUGUAUAAAUCUGGACACUAAAUAGUAUGAGAUAGGAAAGUAAAAUUUUUACUGUGAAGAAACCAUUCUUUUCCCACAAAAAUGUGGUUUUAAGAGUACUAAAGACCUUUAAAUAUUUUUUUCAGUUUCCCUCACACUAUUAUCUUAAAAGGCAAGCAUCUUUUUGUGUAAGCAUUUAGCUUGCCAACGUAUUUCCUUUUGGCUUCUUAAAUUGCAGUUGUGUUUGCAGUCCUGUCAGUUUUGCUCCCUGUGUUAGGUUGAGUAAUAAUUAGCAUAUAGUUGUCUACGGAAUCAAGAGCAACUUAGAAGGAACAAAAAUGUUCUAUGUUAUCAACAGUGAGAACCAUGCAAAUGCAGAUGUGUGAUAAAGCUUUUAGCCAGCAAUGUCCUUAACAACAGUGCCAACAGUGGGCUAAGGAAUGUCCCACAAAACAUUUCUAGUCCCUGAGGAAAAACACUUCCUUUUGUAUAAAGGUCCCUGGUAUUUAGAAUUGCCACUAAUGACCUUUUCAAGUGACUUUGGCCAUUUUGUAAUGAAGAUACAGUCCAGUUGUUUUCUUUCCUGCCAUGUAGUGUGCAGAGAUGCUGCAUUUCCUUUUUAGGGAUUAUAAGUGAAUUUGAGCCUGGAGACAUUCCUAAUAAUUAGGUGGUAUAUGAACCAAGAAUGGAUAAGUGUUUUUAUUGGUGGGGUUUGGGGUUUUUUUUUAAGAAGUGAUUCAGAACCUUUGCUAAGCUGUCAUUGUGCCAAGUUAUUUUAAAUAAAUUGCCCAUUCCUUUCAGAAAUAGUUCUGUACUUUUGGAGUACUAGCAGGUAAUGAUUUGAAAGAAGACAAUGGACUGGUAAAAAAAUGGUCAAGGCAAUUUUUUCUGAAGUCUGUGUGUUUUACAUUAGUUUAUAGCAUUACUAGAUUCCAUAUACUGUAGAGGUUGGUAGUAAACUUUCUUCAAAAAUUUGCACACUACUUUAUUCUACCAACUUUUUACAUAGCUCAAAAUAGAAAAAUACAUAUUUAGACUGGGAAAAAUAAUGAGCAUAGUUUGAUUUUUUUAAAAAGUUAAACUUUUUGCAUGGGUGCAAGGUUUGUAUGUUUGUUUUUUAAAGAAAGCACUUAAUCUUUCUACUAAGAAUCCAUUUGAAGAUAGUGUUCAAAAAAGAUAGUUCUGAAAAUUUUGUCAUUUAUUUAUGCAAAUUUGGUUACAAGUAUAUUCCUUUUUCAAAGAAAUUAUUCCAAAACAAAAUAAUUGUACAUAAUAUUUGGUCUACAUUUAAAGGGAAAGCAAGCAGUAUUUCCAAGCCUAGUUUUGGUCUUAUUUUCAGAUCCAAGUAACUGGAAAGGAAGUCUUAACCUCUAACAUGUUCUGUUUUUCAUCCAGUAUUCUUCCAUGUGAAUUCAGUUAUAUAUAAAAUUUUUUCUAAAAUGGCACCUUACUUUUUUGAAAACAGAUCUUCUGUUCUUUAAAAAAUAAAAGUAUCUAAAGCUGCUCUUAUAAUGUUUCCAUAUAUGGAAAAAUCUUACAUUUUUCACCCAAGCUAUAUUUAAUAAAUUUAUUUUAAUGUUUAUGUAAAUAGUUCAUGUUUAAUUGUGAUGUCAAUUGUAAAAGCGUAAGUCAUCCUCAGUCUUGGAGCCAGUAUAAAUACUGCACACACAGUAAGUUGGGACUGUCCAGUUAAGUUCAAGUAAUGUAAUUUUGGCAUAAUAAAACGUGAUGUGUAUGUAAAUUGUGUAUGUUGGCAUUUAUCUUUGAAACUUUAUAUCUGUAUUUCUUCAUCACUUUUUGUUUGUGCCAUUUAUAAGAAAUUUUGUGUUGCAGGUUGUUGAUAGUAUAAAAUGAUAUAUCUGUUUUGAUCUGGUAUUUUUAGUAUUAAUAAGAAAUGCAAGGUUAUUUUUCUUUUCUAUUAUUUGAUGACUUGUAUUUAUGUUAAGAUGUUUAUGAUCAAAGUUAGAUGUUUAUGUUCCAAAGGAACAGUCUAACUUCAGGUUCUACAUUGGAUUCAUAUUUAUUGUCUUAUAUAAAUUUUUUAAGUAAGUUCUUAGUUUUCCUAUGGAAUUUCAAUGCAUUAGAAACAAUUCCCUAAAAUUUAUAAUAGAAUUAACUAUUAAUAUAGAAAAAUACACUGUGUUAAAAUAUAUUAAGCAAUGUGUUCAAAUAGUUUGAAAAAUAUAACCAACAUGUCCUCUCAUUUGGUAAUUUAUUUACAAAAUUACCUAAAUACUAAGGAUUUAUAUUUAUGAUUUGGGAUUUGAAGAUCUAGUAUCGUCUUAUACAUUUCAAGUAGUUGACACAGGACUAUUUUACAUAUUGUACUGAACACUAAAAAUGGUUAUGAAGUUUCA
Dipodomys spectabilis (banner-tailed kangaroo rat) is the source of this 4472-nucleotide messenger RNA. RefSeq names its product signal transducing adaptor molecule 2 (gene Stam2). Gene Ontology annotation, cellular component: endocytic vesicle. The transcript has 14 exons. The coding region runs from base 191 to 1756 and encodes 521 amino acids. Gene Ontology annotation, molecular function: ubiquitin binding; phosphatidylinositol binding. Gene Ontology annotation, biological process: signal transduction. The record is from RefSeq and is a predicted model, not a curated record. NCBI's taxonomy places the organism in Eukaryota, Metazoa, Chordata, Mammalia, Rodentia, Heteromyidae.